Messenger RNA from Perca fluviatilis (European perch), 2597 nucleotides. Its product is annotated as mucin-5AC-like. Gene Ontology annotation, molecular function: serine-type endopeptidase activity. The coding region runs from base 30 to 2240 and encodes 736 amino acids. The record is from RefSeq and is a predicted model, not a curated record. Gene Ontology annotation, biological process: proteolysis. The transcript is spliced from 7 exons. Lineage: Eukaryota; Metazoa; Chordata; Actinopteri; Perciformes; Percidae.
GGGAGACUUCUAAAUGAGGGCACACAUGUAUGGCUCUCUACAAGGUGAUCGGUGCGGUGGCUCUGCUGACUCUCCUGACACACGAGUCUCACUCACAACUAGAUGUGUGCGGUAUAACUCGGCUCAACACCAGGAUUGUUGGAGGACAGAACGCCCCUCCGGGUAACUGGCCCUGGCAAGCCAGCCUGCGAACAUCUGGGAGACACUUCUGUGGAGGAUCCCUCAUUAACAGUCAAUGGGUGGUGACUGCUGCUCACUGCUUCUCAAGCAUCCCAGCCAGUCUGACUGUGUCUCUGGGUCUCCAGAGUCUACAGGGACCCAACCCCAAUGGGGUGUCUCGGACAGUAACAAAGAUCAUCGUAAAUCCUAACUAUAACGCCAUAGCUAAUGACAACGACAUCUGCCUCCUGCAGCUCUCCUCACCGGUGACCUUCACAGAUUUCAUUGUUCCUGUCUGCCUGGCAGCUCCAGGCAGCACCUUCUUCAGCGGCGUUAGCUCCUGGGUGACCGGCUGGGGCAACAUUGCAUCCGGAGUUUCCCUUCCUGCCCCAGGAAACCUAAUGGAGGUGAAUGUGCCAAUCGUGGGGAACAGAGAGUGUAACUGUGACUAUCGUGUGGGCUCAAUCACAAACAACAUGAUCUGUGCCGGGUUAAGUGCUGGAGGGAAGGACUCCUGUCAGGGGGAUUCAGGUGGUCCGCUGGUGAGCAAGCAGGGCAGCCGCUGGAUCCUGGGGGGAAUCGUAAGUUUUGGAAAAGGUUGUGCCCUGCCUAAUUUCCCAGGAGUCUACACCAGAGUGUCCCAAUACCAGUCCUGGAUCAACAGCCAGAUCACCAGCAGCCAGCCGGGCUUUGUCACCUUCACGUCCACUGGAACUGACAGUGACCUCAGCAUCAGCUGUGCUGGCCUGCCACCGCCUCCAACCACCCUCCCUCCAACCACCACAACCACCCUCCCUCCAUCCACCCUCCCUAAAACCACUAUAACCACCCUCCCUACAACCACCCUUCCUAAAACCACUACAAGCACCCUCCCUAAAACCACUACAAGCACCCUCUCUACAAGCACCCUUUCUAAAACCACUACAACCACCCUCUCUACAAGCAUCCUCCCUAAAACCACUACAAGCACCCUCUCUACAAGCACCCUCCCUAAAACCACUACAAGCACCCUCUCUACAACCACCCUUCCUAAAACCACUACAACCACCCUCCCUAAAACCACUACAAGCACUCUCUCUACAACCACCCUCCCUAAAACCACUACAACCAGCCUCUCUACAACUUCCCUCCCUAAAACCACAACAAGCACCCUCUCUAAAACCACUACAACCACCCUCUCUACAACCACCCUCCCUAAAACCACUAAAACCACCCUCCCUACAAGCACCCUCCCUAAAACCACUAAAAACACCCUCUCUACAAGCACCCUCCCUAAAACCACUAUAACCACCCUCCCUACAACCACCCUUCCUAAAACCACUACAAGCACCCUCCCUAAAACCACUACAAGCACCCUCUCUACAACCACCCUCCCUAAAACCACUACAAGCACCCUCCCUACAAGCACCCUCCCUAAAACCACUACAAGCACCCUCUCUACAAGCAUCCUCCCUAAAACCACUACAAGCACCCUCUCUACAAGCACCCUCCCUAAAACCACUACAAGCACCCUCUCUACAACCACCCUUCCUAAAACCACUACAAGCACCCUCUCUACAACCACCCUUCCUAAAACCACUACAACCACCCUCCCUAAAACCACUACAAGCACUCUCUCUACAACCACCCUCCCUAAAACCACUACAACCACCCUCUCUACAACUUCCCUCCCUAAAACCACUACAAGCACCCUCUCUAAAACCACUACAACCACCCUCUCUACAACCACCCUCCCUAAAACCACUAAAACCACCCUCCCUACAAGCACCCUCCCUAAAACCACUACAAACACCCUCUCUACAAGCACCCUCCCUAAAACCACUACAAACACCCUCUCUAAAACCACUACAACCACUCUCUCUACAAGCCCCCUCCCUAAAACCACUACAAGCACCCUCUCUACAAGCACCCUCCCUAAAACCACUACAAGCACCCUCUCUACAACCACCCUUCCUAAAACCACUACAACCACCCUCCCUAAAACCACUACAAGCACCCUCUCUAAAACCACUACAACCACUCUCUCUACAACCAACCUCCCUAAAACCACUACAAGCACUCUCUACAACCACCCUCCCUAAAACCACUACAAGCACCCUCUCUACAACCACCCUUCCUAAAACCACUACAACCACCCUCCCUAAAACCACUACAAGCACCCUCUCUAAAACCACUACAACCACCCUCUCUACAAACCACCCUCCCUAAAACCACUAAAACCACCCUCCCUACAAGCACCCUCCGUAAAACCACUACAAACACCCUCUCUACAAGCACCCUCCCUAAAACCACUAUAACCACCCUCCCUACAACCACCCUUCCUAAAACCACUACAAGCACCCUCCCUAAAACCACUACAAGCACCCUCUCUACAACCACCCUCCCUAAAACCACUACAAGCACCCUCUCUACAAGCAUCCUCCCUAAAACCACUACAA